AGGUUGUCCGGCGCUGUCGCUCGGUUGCGGCGGCUGCGGUUGGCGGUGGCUGCCGCGGCGGCGCGGGCUAAGUGCGGCCGCGCGGGAGUCCGCGGCUGGCGCGGCCCGAGCGGGGACCCGGCGGCUCGCCAGGCGGCGGCCGAGGCGGGGCGGGCCGGCCCGGGGCCGAGGGCCGGGGGCCGAGGCCCGAGGGCCGCGGCGGGCGGCGGCCGAGGCGGCUCCGGCCAGGGCCGGGCCGGGGGGCGGCGGCGGGCAGGCGGCCGCGGCGGCCGGGGCCGGGACGAUGACUCUGGAGUCCAUGAUGGCGUGUUGCCUGAGCGAUGAGGUGAAGGAGUCCAAGCGGAUCAACGCCGAGAUCGAGAAGCAGCUGCGGCGGGACAAGCGCGACGCCCGGCGCGAGCUCAAGCUGCUGCUGCUCGGCACGGGCGAGAGCGGGAAGAGCACUUUCAUCAAGCAGAUGCGCAUCAUCCACGGCGCCGGCUACUCGGAGGAGGACAAGCGUGGCUUCACCAAGCUCGUCUACCAGAACAUCUUCACCGCCAUGCAGGCCAUGAUCCGGGCCAUGGAGACGCUCAAGAUCCUCUACAAGUACGAGCAGAACAAGGCCAAUGCGCUCCUGAUCCGGGAGGUGGACGUGGAGAAGGUGACCACCUUCGAGCAUCAGUACGUCAGCGCCAUCAAGACCCUGUGGGAGGACCCGGGCAUCCAGGAGUGCUACGACCGCAGGCGCGAGUACCAGCUCUCCGACUCCGCCAAGUACUACCUGACCGACGUUGACCGCAUCGCCACCUCGGGCUACCUGCCCACCCAGCAGGACGUGCUGCGGGUCCGCGUGCCCACCACCGGCAUCAUCGAGUACCCUUUCGACCUGGAGAACAUCAUCUUCAGGAUGGUGGAUGUGGGGGGCCAGCGGUCGGAGCGGAGGAAGUGGAUCCACUGCUUUGAGAAUGUGACAUCCAUCAUGUUCCUCGUUGCCCUCAGCGAAUACGACCAAGUCCUGGUGGAGUCGGACAAUGAGAACCGGAUGGAGGAGAGCAAAGCCCUGUUCCGGACCAUCAUCACCUACCCCUGGUUCCAGAACUCCUCCGUCAUCCUCUUCCUCAACAAGAAGGACCUGCUGGAGGACAAGAUCCUGUACUCGCACCUGGUGGACUACUUCCCCGAGUUCGACGGUCCCCAGCGGGACGCCCAGGCGGCGCGGGAAUUCAUCCUGAAGAUGUUUGUGGACCUGAACCCCGACAGCGACAAGAUCAUCUACUCACACUUCACAUGUGCCACCGACACGGAGAACAUCCGCUUCGUGUUCGCGGCCGUGAAGGACACCAUCCUGCAGCUCAACCUCAAGGAAUACAACCUGGUCUGAGCGCCCAGGCCCAGGGAGAUGGGACGGAGACACGGGGCAGGACCUUUCCACGGAGCCUGCGGCUGCCGGGCCGGUGGCGCUGCCGAGCCCGGGCCGGGGCCUCUGCCCGCGGGAGUUUUUUUUUUUUUUUUUUUUUUUUUUUUUUCAUAUUUUUAACAAAUGGUUUUUAUUUCACAGUUAUCAGGGGAUGUACAUCUCCCCCUCUGUACACUUCGCGCACCUUCUCACCUUUUGUCAACUGCAAAGGCAGCCUUUUUCUGGCCUUGACUUAUGGCUCGCUUUUUUCUAAAAAAAAAAAAAAACGAAAGAAAAAAAAAGCAACAAAACAUAAAACACACAUGCGCCCCGUGCCCCCAGUGACUCUGGGCCUCACAGAGCCCCCGCCAGCCAGCAUGGGGGCCCGCCCACAGCCAGUCACGCACCCCCACCCCGCAGCCCCCCAUGGCUGUCCUUCCAACCCCACGUGCUUUUUCUUUCUCCCGCCCGCUUCUUUUCUUCAUCACGAAAGGCGUGGAGACUCGGAGACGGACGUUUUUCCCCUUUUUUAAGUUAUUGACGCCCAGUGCGCCUCGCCUCUUCAUGAAUCAAUGCUGUGCUUUGCCCACUGGACUCCUGAAGAGGGGGUGGGGGGCUCCCUCAGUUGCCCACCCUGGGAAGUGCCUAACCUUUUUUUUUUUUUUUUUUUUUUGAGUUAAAAGAACGCCUGACUUGCAGGUUGAAGAAACGCCCUGGGCCCUCUCUCAUGGCCGGGUUCCCCGUCCCUCUGCAGAGGCUGGGAAGGGUCCCCGGGCUGGAGCCCUGGGGGCUCCUCUGGGCUGUGCCUCCGGGGCCAACACUGGCUGCUUGGGGCUGCCUGGGGACUCCAGAGGGCUGCACGGCCACCCUGCCCUGGCUGGAGUGUACCCCACCGGAGCCCACGUGGGCUGGGCGGCUGGAGGGACGGUCCCCCCGGUGACACUGGGAGAAAGGCCACUUGGAUGGGGGUGUUUCUUUCUGUUUUGUUCCGCUUUGUGAUGUCACCAAUUUGGAAACAGGGUGGGUGGGGACUUUUACAGAAUAUUCUCAGGUGUGUACCCGAGAGGCAGAGAGAGGGAUGUGGCCGGCAGCUCUGUGUGUGGCCUUGUCCCAAGCACUUGUGUCCGCCCCCGAGCGCCGCCCCCGGGGAGCGGGAAGCCAGCACUCGCACUUUGGCCGGGGCGCAUGGAAGGUGGCGGCAGGCACCGGCCUGGGCAGCUUCCAGGCCUGGCUGGCCACGGCCCGAGGGGGAGCCCGCCAGGCCACGCCGCACUGAGCCACAGCCCCGGGGGCCGUCUCCCGGGGCCCCUUUAGGCACUGAGACUGGUUCUCCCUGAGAGACUCGGAAGGUGGGGAAUGAGGGGACUGUUUGGGGAGGUGGCUUUUUCGUCUGCUGUUGACUGAACACUACGGCGCCCUGUGGUUCUGGGCUUCGCACAACUGCCCUAGGGAUGGAUCGCCUGUGCUGCCUUCGCCCGCCGCCACACCGGGACCCUGCACGGCUGCUUCUGGCCUCGACAGAUGACAAAAGAAAGCCCCAAAAUAGGACCACCCCGACCAGCAGUUCCCGCCUGCCCAUCCGCCACUGUCAGGCCUGCCCUGGCCUCCUCGUCCGAAGGGCUGUCUGCUGGCUUCUGGGGGGAGAAGAGCGGGGAGCCCCGUGGAGGGGGCGGGGUAGACCAGGUCAGGGCAGCUACAUGUCUGGUGAUCAGCCCCAUGGGGAGACGGGGCCAGCGGGACCCCCCCCGCCCCGGCUUCCCCACGCGACUUUUCUUCUGUCUCGCCCAGAAGCGUCCUUUUUUUGUGUGCCAGGUGUCUACCUAAGAGGGUUGUCGCCAGAAGCCCCCCAUGGCGAGUGCUGGGGCCCGGCAGUGCCCUGGGGGAGCAGAUGGGGCCACCCCUGGCAGGGCCGCUGCAACCCUUUCCGGCAGCAGAGCCCUCUGGGGGGCCUGUGCUUGUGGCAUCUCUUGAGGGCCCAGAUCGCACAAGGUGACCUGGCCGUGGUCUGAGGGUGGAGUCGCUCAGCACGCAGGCCGGGGCGCUGCUGGGCUAAGUAUUAGCCCUUCCCAGGGAGAGGGCUGUGCCAAGCAUCCCAGAGCUGGGCUGGGGCCGCCAAAACGUCUUGGCCUGGAUCCUCUGGGUCUGAGUGCCUGAUCCCCUGCCCCUAAAAAAGUGGAGGUGGGUGUUGCAGGCCCAGGGCAGGGGUGCCUGCCCCAGGAGAGUCCCAGGCAGUGGUUCUCAUGCCAGUGGCACCCAGGGGCAGGGACAGCCAACCCCCACCCUGGCCACGUGUGGGGCCACAUGUGGGGUGUGUGUUUUUACCUUGGUGAAUCUCACCUGCCAACGCUUUCUCGUGAGUGCCGACCACCUUCUCCGACCAUGUCACGCCCAGGCGGCCGCAGCCCCUGGCCACUGCAAGACCCACGCCCUGGGUCCCCCGGCUCCCCCAGAGGGACAUCCCUGUGCCAGUGUCCCCCAGUGGUGGCAGCGGAUCCUGUGGCCGGCCUGGCGGACGGGACCCGGUGAUACUUGUAUAUUACACAGUCCUGAUUUCAGACAAUUUCAACCUUAAUCUAUUUAAAGAAUAUUCUAUACAAGCUGUUUUUAAGCCUUUUACCAUUUGAAAUGCAUGUGUUGUGCGCGCUGGGGAUGGGAGGAGGGGCUGAGGGGACGGCUCAGUGUCACCUCCCACAGCCACCGGCCCUGACCCGUAAUCCAGACACCGAUGGAAGUCGACUUUUCAUAUCUUUCUCCUGAAAUGAACUCUGUUUUAAAUUGGAAUAAAUUUUGUUCCUAAA
This is a messenger RNA of Symphalangus syndactylus (siamang), 4176 nucleotides long. It is a transcript of the gene GNA11, whose product is annotated as G protein subunit alpha 11. Gene Ontology annotation, biological process: phospholipase C-activating dopamine receptor signaling pathway; adenylate cyclase-modulating G protein-coupled receptor signaling pathway. Gene Ontology annotation, cellular component: heterotrimeric G-protein complex; cytoplasm. Gene Ontology annotation, molecular function: GTPase activity; G protein-coupled receptor binding; G-protein beta/gamma-subunit complex binding. The record is from RefSeq and is a predicted model, not a curated record. Lineage: Eukaryota; Metazoa; Chordata; Mammalia; Primates; Hylobatidae.